Molossus molossus (Pallas's mastiff bat) is the source of this 1254-nucleotide messenger RNA. RefSeq names its product family with sequence similarity 181 member B (gene FAM181B). Lineage: Eukaryota; Metazoa; Chordata; Mammalia; Chiroptera; Molossidae. The record is from RefSeq and is a predicted model, not a curated record. Bases 1 to 1254 code for a protein of 417 amino acids. The transcript has a single exon.
AUGGCGGUGCAGGCGGCGCUCCUCAGCACGCACCCCUUCGUCUCCUUCGGCUUCGGGGGCUCCCCGGACGGGCUGGGGGGCGCCUUCGGAGCCCUGGACAAGGGCUGCUGUUUCGAGGACGAUGAGGCUGGGACGCCAGCCGGCGCACUGCUGGCGGGCACCGAGGGCGGGGACGUGCGCGAGGCCACCCGCGACCUGCUCAGCUUCAUCGACUCGGCGUCCAGCAACAUCAAGCUGGCACUGGACAAACCGGGCAAGUCGAAGCGGAAGGUGAACCACCGCAAGUACCUGCAGAAGCAGAUCAAGCGCUGCAGCGGUCUUAUGGGCGCCGCACCCCCGGGCCCGCCCUCCCCGGGCGCCGCCGACACUCCCGCCAAGCGGGCGCUCGGCACCUCCAGUGCUCAGACCGUCGCGGUCCCGGCUCAGGGCAAGGCCGCCCCCCGGAGGGAUGCGUCGCAGGCCUCGGCGGCCGCUAGCCUGCAGAGCCAGAGCCUAGCCGCCCUCUUCGACUCGCUGCGCCACAUUCCCGGGGGUUCCGUGGCAGCGCCCACGGCCGGGCUCGGCGGAGCGGGCUCUGGGGGCGUGGGAGGGGACGCGGCCGGCCCUGCUGGGGGUACGGCGGUCCCCGGUGCCAGGAAGGUGCCGCUGCGUGCCCGCAACCUGCCCCCGUCCUUCUUCACCGAGCCGUCCCGGGCAAGCAGCGGCGGGUGCGGCUCGUCGGGGUCCUGUGUGAGCUUGUGCGACCUGGAGAAGGGCUCCGAGACCCUGGAGUUCUUUGAGCUGCUGGGGCCCGACUACGGGGCCAGCACCGAGGCAGGCGUCUUGCUCGCUGCGGAGCCUCUGGAUGUGUUCCCCACCGGAGCCACGGUCCUGCGAGGACCCCCGGAGCUGGAGCCUGGCCUCUUUGAGCCGCCGCCUGCGGUGGGAAGCCUAGUGUACCCCGAGCCCUGGAGCGCCCCGGCCUGUGUCCCGACCAAGAAGUCAUCCCUGGCUGCCCCCCACGGAGGCUCGACCUUGAACGAGCCCUUGCGCCGACUGUACCCGGCUGCUGUGGACUCUCCGGGCGGGGAGGACGGGCCGGGCCCCUUGGCCUCUUUCGCUCCCUUUUUCUCAGACUGUGCCCUGCCCCCGCCGCCCCACCAGGUGUCCUACGAUUACAGCGCGGGCUACGGCCGCACCGCUUACUCCAGCGUUUGGAGACCCGACGGAGUUUGGGAAGGGGCUCCGGGGGAGGAGGGAGCGCGCCGGGACUGA